GUCAGCCAUUGCAUUCCACCUUACCAUGUUUUAAAUUAUCAAGUGGGCCUAUAUAACAUCAUAUCCCUAUAGACUCUAGAUCUAUACAUUGUGCCCCUGAUAAACUAUCAGACUUUGAACCAAAACAAAACUAGAGACUUUGAGCUGCACCCACCCUUUUAUUUCUAACAGACUUUGCACUUCUUCUAAAAUCCCCUUCUUUCGCUUACUAGACUUGACGUCCGGGAGUACUUCGGUGAUCGGACAGGAUCGAAGUUAUAUUUUAUUCUUGCAUACGUGAACAUGGGAAUUCAACGACAGCUAUUGAGUUUUUUAUCUGGUCGCACUGCCUUGAUCACUGGAUCCACCAGUGGUAUAGGAGAAGGUGUAGCCAAAGCUUUGGCUAGUAGAGGAGCUAAUAUUGUAUUCAACGGUUUCGGUGAUGAAAAUGAAAUAAAAAAACUGGUUGACAAUGUGCAGAAAGAUUACAAUGUCCAAACAACUUUCAUUGGUGGUGAUUUGACAAAGGAGAAGGAUGUUCAGGCAUUAUACGACAAUGCUCUAUCGAAGUUUCCUGGUGGGAUUGAUAUACUGGUGAACAAUGCUGGAUUUCAAAAUGUAUCCCCUCUUGAGAACUUCCCUCUUGAUGUCUUCAACAAGAUGGUUGCUGUGAUGUUAACAGCCCCAUUCCACUUGACCAAACUCUGUGUUGGAAACAUGAAGCAAAAAGGGUGGGGCAGAAUCAUCAAUAUUGCCUCAGUUCAUGGACAUGUUGCAUCUCCUAAUAAAACAGCAUAUGUGGCCAUCAAGCAUGGUAUCAUUGGAUUCACAAAGGCUGUUGCUAUUGAGACAGCAGGCACAGGUGUAACCUGCACAGCAAUGUGUCCUGGAUAUGUUGAGACACCAUUAUUCAUCAAACAAGCAGAAGACAUUGCUAAGAAAAUUGGUGGUACAUAUGAUGACGGAAAGAAACAAAUAUUGAGAGUUCAUCCUACAGGAGAACCAGUAAAAGUGGACGAGGUUUCAGAGUGUGUGGCUUUCCUCUGCUCCCAAGCAGCAAGUCAAAUGACUGGGUCUUCGCUUAUUGUUGAUGGAGGCUGGGUUUCUCAUUAAUACUUACUUGUUUUUAAAUUAAAUUAAUUACAAAACUAACAGAACCAUAAAAAUACAGUUAAUAAUGUAAAUAUACAUGAAAGGCAUACCCUCACCACAAUAUCUUUAAAAUUGUAAAUCAAAUUGUUUAAUUCCUUUAAAAUCCUGAGAACAUCAUUAGUGUUCAGAACUGCCCCUGGAAGGUGAUUUUAAUGUCUCAUUGCGAUUGCAUAAUGUUCUUUUCAUAACAAAUAUAAAAUUUGUAAGUAGUUAACAUAAUGGUAAAUGUAAUCACUUUAUUGUUAAAUGAAUCCUUAGAAUCAGAGGUUAGUAUUGACUUAGCAUUUUGACAGCCAUUACAUUUUUUUCCCAACUUGAACUCCCUUUGAAUCCAAGUUUUGAAGGGACCAAAGAAGAAAGCUAGCUAUAUUUCUUAGCAUUCCUUUGUUACUGAUUGUUAUUUUUCAAAUAACGCAAACUUCAGAUUGUUGCUCCCUUUCCCAAGUUACCGUUAAAUGUGUCAUUUUUUUUUAGUUACAGUAAAAAUGCACAUAAACAGUGCUACCUCUGAUAUAAAUCUGUAUUCCACUUUAUGAUGGAAAUUAAAAGUUAAAUGAGAAAACGAGAAUUGAAAGCUUGCUGCAUAUUUUAUUUUUCUGAUUAUUUUAAUAUGCAAUAGUGCCAUAUUUUUUGUAUUGCUUUUAUUUAAUGAAGCAAAGUUGUGUACUUUAAUUGCUAAUUAUUAUCACUGGAUAUUAAAAGGUGAAUCUUCAUAAAAGCCAUAAUGAUCAGAUCGAACAAAUCUCCAAAGUUGGCUGUAACAAAAUUUAUGAGCAAAAAGGUUUUACUUGACAUGUACAAAAUAUUUUUUUUUACUUGACGUUUCCUAGAUGACAAAUUAUUUGAGAUGCUGACAAGAUCAUUUACACCAUCAUAUUUAUUUUCUUUCACUAAUAGUGCCCUAGUGAUGUUUUUGUAUUAUUUGUACUCUUGUUUACUGUAAUGAAAGCUGUUAAAAUGUUAUUGUAAUGAUAGCUUUGUUAAUUAAGUGUGCUGUGCAAUGGAAAUUUUUAUUUGUUGCCUAAAAGGCCUAAUAAUAAAAAUUACAUUAUUGCCUA
This is a messenger RNA of Biomphalaria glabrata, 2189 nucleotides long. RefSeq names its product D-beta-hydroxybutyrate dehydrogenase-like. Lineage: Eukaryota; Metazoa; Mollusca; Gastropoda; Planorbidae. The coding region runs from base 283 to 1092 and encodes 269 amino acids. The record is from RefSeq and is a predicted model, not a curated record. The transcript is spliced from 9 exons.